AUGCCUGACUAUCUAGGUGAAGAUCAACGAAAAACCAAACAAAAAGAUGAUAAAGAUGACGACAAACCCAUCAAAGCGCUCGACGAGGCCGAAAUCGCACUUUUAAAAUCCUAUGGCGCUGGACCAUAUGACAAAGCCAUCAAGAAAACCGAAGAGGAUGUGCAAACGAUAUUAAAGCGAGUCAAUGAAUUAUCGGGUAUUAAAGAAUCAGAUACUGGUCUUGCGCCACCGGCAUUAUGGGAUUUAGCAGCCGAUAAACAAGCUCUUCAGAGUGAACAACCAUUACAAGUAGCACGUUGCACCAAAAUCAUCAAUGAAGGAAGUGAUGAUGCCAAAUACAUCAUUAAUGUUAAACAAUUCGCUAAAUUUGUUGUUGAUCUUGCUGAUACCGUUUCACCAACAGAUAUUGAAGAAGGAAUGCGCGUUGGUGUUGAUCGUAAUAAAUAUCAAAUUCAUUUGCCGUUACCACCUAAAAUCGAUCCAUCUGUAACAAUGAUGCAAGUAGAAGAAAAACCGGAUGUCACUUAUAGUGAUGUUGGUGGAUGUAAGGAACAAAUCGAAAAACUUCGUGAAGUCGUCGAACUUCCACUUCUACAUCCGGAGAAAUUUGUCAAUUUGGGUAUUGAACCACCAAAAGGUGUUUUAUUGUACGGACCACCAGGCACAGGAAAAACUUUAUGCGCGAGAGCUGUUGCCAAUAGAACUGACGCCUGUUUCAUUCGUGUAAUUGGUUCUGAACUCGUUCAGAAAUACGUUGGCGAGGGUGCACGAAUGGUCCGUGAAUUAUUCGAAAUGGCGCGCGGUAAAAAAGCUUGUAUUAUCUUCUUCGAUGAAGUUGACGCUAUCGGCGGAGCACGGUUUGAUGAUGGUGCUGGUGGUGAUAACGAAGUACAACGUACUAUGCUUGAAUUGAUCAAUCAAUUAGAUGGUUUUGAUCCACGAGGAAACAUCAAAGUAUUGAUGGCUACCAAUAGACCGGAUACACUUGAUCCAGCUCUUGUUCGUCCUGGUCGACUCGAUCGAAAAGUCGAAUUCAAUCUGCCAGAUCUAGAAGGUCGAACACAUAUAUUUAAAAUCCACACGAAAUCGAUGAGUGUGGAAAAGGACAUCCGUUAUGAAUUGUUAGCUCGAUUAUGUCCAAAUAGUACCGGUGCAGAAUUACGCAGUGUUUGUACAGAAGCUGGCAUGUUUGCUAUCCGUGCUCGACGAAAGAUCGCUACUGAGAAAGAUUUCAUCGAAGCUAUCAACAAAGUUAUCAAAGCCUAUGCCAAAUUUAGUUCAACACCACGUUAUAUGACAUAUAAUUAA
Adineta ricciae is the source of this 1308-nucleotide messenger RNA. NCBI's taxonomy places the organism in Eukaryota, Metazoa, Rotifera, Eurotatoria, Adinetida, Adinetidae. The record is from the annotation of a GenBank genome assembly.